AGUUAGGAAGUUGGCUAUUGUUGGUACAUCUGCCUUUCUUACAGGUGAACCCCUCAAGUGGUCUAACAUGAUAGUGUUCAUUUUUCUGGCUGUGAGGCUGAGCUCGGAAAAUGAAUCUUCUUCCCCAACAAACGAGUGCGCAUAUUUAAUGCAGCAAUGCUUGACAGAUUCAAAGGACUGUGAGCAGUCGUGGAGAUCAGUGGAGGACGCCUGCAUUGUUCCAGGUGACUCCUGCAAGAUAAAUAAUUCAUCACUUUGUAACCUGAGUAUCCAGUCUUUGGUGGAAAAAAAUGUCCAGUUUAAACAGUGUCUUUGUAUCGAUGACCUUCACUGUACAAUAAACAAACUUUUUGGAAAAAAAUGCAUCAAUAAGACAGAGGAGUCACCACCGCCCUCCGAGUGGGUGCCACGAUCAAAUGUCACAUCGUGGCUCCAGAGAAAAGACACAUCUUUAGUGGCUAAAAGAAAGAAUGACUGUGUCGCGGCGGCAGAGGCCUGCCAGGAAUCUGAGCGCUGCGCUCGGCUCCACGAGAGUUUUACGAAAGCCUGCAGCACAGAAAGAACGCAGUGCCGCAGUCUCAGCGGCAGACUGUUGUGUGUGGGCCUGAGACAGAGCCUCAGAGGCACGGUUUUGUGGGACUGUCGGUGCGGAUUCCCUUUAGAAGGAGACUGCAUUCGGAUUUGGAAAAGCUUGUUUGAAGACACUUGUGUACAAGAUACUCAAGUCAAUCAAAUUCCCACCUUCAAGCAAGGCAACAGAGAUGGGUCCAAGGACAUUGCUUCAGGAUUCAAACAGAUGCAGUCUUGUUUGGAAGUGACAGAGGCAUGUGUAGGGGAUGUGGUUUGUAAUGCACAGUUGGCCCUUUACCUUAAAGCAUGCUCAGCAAAUGGAAAUCUGUGCGAUGUGAAACACUGCCAAGCAGCCAUACGGUUCUUCUAUCAAAACGUGCCUUUUAACACUGCCCAGAUGUUGGCCUUUUGUGACUGUGCUCAAUCUGAUAUACCCUGUCAGCAGUCCAGAGAAACUCUUCACAGCAAGCCGUGUGCACUGAAUGCAGUUCCGCCCCCCACUUGCCUCAGUGUAAUUCACACUUGCCGAAAUGAUGAAGUAUGCAGGACCCGCUACAGAAGGUUCCAGACGGAAUGCUGGCCCCACCUGACUGGAAGGUGCCAGGAAGAUGAGACUUGCAUUAGCACGCUGGGCAAGCGAGACCUUACCUGCUCCGGAAGUGACAGCUGCAGGGCUGCCUACCUGGGAAUCUUUGGGACAGUCCUUCAAGUGCCCUGUGCUUGCAGGGGUACCACACAGAACGAAGAACCUCUGUGCCUCGUUUUCCAGCACAUGCUUCAUAGAAAAUCAUGUUUCAAUUAUCCAACUCCUAAUGCCAAAGACAUUUCCUCAUAUAAAAGAAAACAGCCAAAGGAAAAUACUCUGACUGCAUUCAAUUCCCCUUUCAAUGGAGAACUAAUCUAUGCUAUCGUGUGCAUGGCAGUGUCCUGUGGAAUUCUUUUCUUGGUGAUGCUCAAGCUGAGGAUAUCAAGCAAAAAGAAAGAUUCCUCAUCCAUGGAAAUAGCUGGAAGUGUCGUCACUCAGUGAGCCAGAGAUCAUUAUCAACUGCAAGUCUUUGUAGUCAACCAAUGAAUAAUUACAUUUUACAAUAAUGCAGCUUAAGAUGGAUUUGACUAUAUUACGUUAUAUGGGUCAUUAUAUAUAACAAUAUCUGGUAGGGUAAUAUAGCCUAAUGAUCAUGGAUCUGUUUUUAUUUUUGUAAAAAUAUUCAAGUAAAUACUUGCAGUGGUGUCACAACAGGUUGGUACCUUUCCUUUAAAGGCAAAAGGUGUCAUGUAAAAGGCAGCAUUUUUGCCUGAACACUAUGAGUACACAUAUCAACUUAUCCCAUACUGUCUCAUCAUUAGUUAGUGUGUGCAUUUCUUGAACAACUUUACAGUUUCCCAUUAAGUUGAUAAAAUUAAAAUGAUAAUGGGAGACUAUUGAAUAAAGUCAUUAUUUGCACAUUCUUACUUAUUGUCUAAUCAUUAAACAAAUCAUAAACAUUAAAUAUAUUUGGUUAGAUGACUUGUUAUAAAAAU
Molecule: messenger RNA, 2091 nt
Organism: Meriones unguiculatus (Mongolian gerbil)
Lineage: Eukaryota; Metazoa; Chordata; Mammalia; Rodentia; Muridae
Gene: Gfral
Product: GDNF family receptor alpha like
Exons: 9
Coding region: 68-1597 (509 amino acids)
Biological process (GO): nervous system development
Cellular component (GO): external side of plasma membrane; signaling receptor complex
Molecular function (GO): signaling receptor activity
Source: RefSeq, a predicted model, not a curated record